Messenger RNA from Cyclopterus lumpus (lumpfish), 1806 nucleotides. RefSeq names its product target of Myb protein 1-like. NCBI's taxonomy places the organism in Eukaryota, Metazoa, Chordata, Actinopteri, Perciformes, Cyclopteridae. Gene Ontology annotation, cellular component: endosome; membrane. The record is from RefSeq and is a predicted model, not a curated record. Bases 235 to 1701 code for a protein of 488 amino acids. Gene Ontology annotation, molecular function: ubiquitin binding; clathrin binding; phosphatidylinositol binding. The transcript is spliced from 15 exons. Gene Ontology annotation, biological process: signal transduction.
AUGAGUAGCACUGAGCGAACGUACACGUGAAAAGCCUCUGAGGCUGAGCGCCUCGCUGUUGAUGUCUGCUGGGUCCUUGCCCUGUGGGAGUUUUCACGUGACCACUAAAGUGAGCCCGUGAGCCUCUGAAGCAGCGGAGGACGCUGAAAGCAAACGGAAACACUCGUAGUUUUGAGCUCAGUAGCUGCCACAUUACUUUAAUAUAGUUAGAGGGGACGCUUGUGAUUUUCGAAGAUGUUUUCACUCGGGCAGAAGAUGGAGUUCCUCAUAGGAAACCCCUUUUCAACGCCGGUCGGUCAGAGAAUCGAGCGAGCGACAAGCGGUGCUCUGCAGUACGAGGACUGGGGGCUCAAUAUGGAGAUAUGUGACAUCAUCAACGAAACAGACGAGGGGCCCAGAGAUGCAGUCAAAGCUAUUAAGAAGAAAAUCGUAGUAAACAAGAACUUCAAUGAGAUCAUGUUGGCCCUCACGGUUCUUGAGGCCUGUGUGAAGAACUGUGGCCAUCGCUUCCACAUUCUUGUGGCGUCGCAGGAGUUUAUAGAAGGAGUUUUGGUCCGUUCCAUUCUGCCCAAAUAUAACCCCCCCACGUCCCUCCAUGAUCGGGUGCUCAGCCUCAUUCAGUCGUGGGCCGAUGCGUUUCGUAGCUCUCCCUCCCUAGCAGGGGUGGUGUGCGUAUAUGACGACCUGAGGAGGCGUGGUCUGGAGUUCCCCAUGACAGAUCUGGAUGCUCUGUCCCCCAUCCACACUCCCAAUAGGAGUAUACCGGAAAACGAGACCCCUGAAACGAACCCCGUCGCUGCUCCCACACAGCAGUCACAAUCACAAGCACCUUCCAAUGUUCCCACUAUGAGUAUGUCACCUCCAGCCCUGUCCAGUGAGGGACCAGCCUGCCUCUCUGCAGAACAGGAACGGAAGCUGCAAAAUGAGCUGGUGCUGGUGAAGGGAAAUCUCACUGUGAUGACAGAGCUGCUGAAUGAGCUAAUACCUGGACAGAGCCAGCAAGAUGAUACAGAGCUGCUACAGCAGCUGUACUCGGUGUGUAAGAGUAUGCAGACUCGAGUGGUGGAGCUCAUCCCACAGCUGCUGGAUGAAGGGUUUAUUGAAGAGCUGCUUGUGGUCAACGAUGACCUUAACAACGCCUUCAUCCGCUAUGAGAGGUUUGACAGAAUGAACAAGGCACAAAUUCCAAAUGGUCAACAGAGCUCAACCACCAGCCCGAGCCUCGUCAACCUCAGCCAACCGGCUGUCAUCACAACAACCAGCCAACCAGCAGUCAGCAGCACCCCCGCCAGUCUACCGCAGUCAGACGAUCACAAAGAGGAGGGGGAGUUUGACAUGUUUGCCCAGACAAGAGGCAGCUCCCUGGCUGACCAGAGGAAAAGUGUCAGGUAUGAGGACCCAGGAGCUGUGGAGGGCCUUGCUGGAGCUCUGGAUACGAGGUUGCAGGUCACAGGAGGGAUGCCAUCAGCGAAAAACUCUCCGCAGAACGAUGUUGACAAAUGGUUGUCUUGCGAUAUCGAAGACAAAUCUUCAGUUAGUGAGGGAGUUUCCAGUGCAGAGUUUGAUCAGUUUCUGGAAGAUCGGGCGAAGGCAUCGGACUCCAGUGGACAGGCAAUUCGAAGCGUGCCAUCCUCCACAUCCAGACCGCUGCCGCAAUCUACCCGGCAACAGGAAAGAUCAGACCAGCUUUUCUCACUUUGAGUUUGAGGACAAACAAGAGAAGCUGUUGGAUGUAAAUGUCAACAUACAUUUUUAAUAUUCAUAUACAAAAAUGUCCACAAUCACACACACGCUGUGUUAAGUCAG